Molecule: messenger RNA, 763 nt
Organism: Coccinella septempunctata (seven-spotted ladybird)
Lineage: Eukaryota; Metazoa; Arthropoda; Insecta; Coleoptera; Coccinellidae
Exons: 2
Coding region: 140-625 (161 amino acids)
Source: RefSeq, a predicted model, not a curated record
UGAGAAUAACAGUUCCAGCUCCAUGUCGAAUAAGACUAUUUUCUUUGACGAUCUUAAAAUACGAUAUCCGAUGUGCAAUUGUUAGCCAAUAAUUUUGAAUAGGAAGAGUGAACAAUAUUAUCAAUAAUAAUCGAGAAAGAUGCAGUCUGAUGCUAAUGAAUCUGAAACAUCCUUGGAAACAGUAGACUACCAUUCCAGCACAACUUCAGAUAGUGGGAUCUCGCAGAUAAGCGGUGAACAAGAAGAAUGGACCUAUUCCUUAUUCUCUGACAUACUGAUCACCCUGCACCUUGGGGCAGCAGGGGUAUUUUUGGCAUAUUCCGUGAAAAACCUAUUGAUAGAAAUAUAUCUGCCAACAGUAGCUUCAUUUGGAUCCCAUGCUGCAAUGUUUACUGCCUUCGUGAAAUCAUUGUACUCUAUUGGUGCAAUUUUACUGCGUCCAGAAGUUUUUAUUAGUGUACUAGUGAUAUUGGCAUCCCUUUAUAUAGGAAAAGAGCUAGGUAAUUUUAGGGUACUGAGGAUAAUAGGGAAACAAUUGGCAUUUAUACUAUCGCGGUUUGUAUUUUACAUUGUAAUAUUUCUGCAUUACUACUGUAUUCGAGUUUUUCUCGAGAAUUCAGUUUGAGAAAACCUAUUUACUCUAGUUUUUACAUUGCUAAGGAAUUAUUUAUUAUAAUUUUGUCAACAUAAUUAAUUUAUUAUUAUAAUCUUCCAGCUGUUGAACUUCAUCGAAACAAAUAAAGUUCCGAAUCAGAUGAAAAUU